CAGGUCUGCGAAGAAAGAUGACCCAUGAUCAACUGUCAUUCUGCGCGCUAGAAGGUAAAUCAAAUUUUGCCGUUGGACACGCGUUACGGGCAUCACCUUUGGGAUAGGGACAAGUGCUUAUCGACGUUGGAAUAUGAGUACAACAGACGCUCACAUGUCGCAUUUAGUUUGGCCUGAUCAAACCCCGCUCUUGAAGCGCCAGCAUGCCUGGAGUCAUAGGUGUCCCAUUACCAUUCUGAAGUACCUUGGCUCCCAGAUCUUGGGAGCAAGGCACGUGUAGAAGGCCUCAUGUAUCUUGUUUUCGUGAACGUCGGAACGCUCGACAGAUAAGACCAGUUCAUUCUCGUUGUACUAACGCCCGUCAGUAAAAUACAAAUAGUGAACAAGAUGGAUACCGUGAUACACCCACAUCCAAUAAUGCGCUUAGUACUUUUCUGCGUCUUCCUCUACCUCGUUGGAGUAAUCCAAGCUACACCCACAACAAACACAACAAAUACUACCACUAAUGACAGUUUCAAAGCCCCAUCAUUCACGACCAGAACCUUAUGGACCAUCAUCUCCAGCUCCGUCCUUACUCUGUUUGCGUGCACAUACAGUGCCAUGCACCCCAAUAUCCCGCAUCCUAAGGACAGCAGCUCCCUUGAUAUGCUAUGGCGACAACUUGGCAUGAUGGUAAUGGCACUAAUUGCUCCUGAACUGAUCGUCACAUGGGCUAUGCGCCAGCGGUUCAGCGCUAAUCAAGUUACAAAGCAGUUCAAGGAAUCGGGGUAUCCCAAAGUUCGAGAAAUGGAUUCUGUUGAAGCACCUGAAGCCGAAAUUUCCUUUAUUCAGUUCAUUCGCCUCUGGCUUUGGGCUACCACGCGCCUCUUUCAACUGGCUGUUAAAGGCGUAUUAUCUGUGCUGGUGUCUUCUUGGCAUUUCCUUUAUGCUCUUGUGAGGCGGGUUACAAGGCGGAGUCAGUCAGGGCCAUACGAGUCUUGCGCGGAAGGCUUAGAUUAUACGUGGACUCAGACGCACAGCUUAUUCGUGCUCAUGGGUGGUUUCAUGCUUUACGUGGACGGGAAACCCUACCUUACACUUCGUCCUGAUUACAUUCUCAAACUGAUACGUGAGGGUUGUAUCGACGUCCCUACCCUGACGGAAACGCAGAUACAGGACAAGAGCAAAGGCAAUGCGAUAUCGAAAGGAUUGGUCAUGCUUCAGGUGGCCUGGUUUCUUAUGCAACUCAUCGCCCGUGUCAUCUAUCGUCUCGAAACUACGCAGCUGGAAGUGGGGACAUUCGCUUUUGCGGUUCUCAACUUCCUAAUUUAUGCUGUAUGGUGGGACAAGGCUCUCGAUGUGCAAUGCCCACAUCCAGUGUAUUGGAAAUCGACCGAGUCAAAGCCAGAGGAUUACAUUGAUGUCAGUGACAGAGACGAAUUCACUCGACUUCGGUACUUGCCCCGAUUCUUCCGCCCAAUUCUAGAACUGAUAGGGUGGCGUGACAUUCCCACAUCUCGAAAGCUCCAAGUUCCAACAUUUGAUGGCAGCAUCAAACUCAAAGUUUCGGACAGGAUGGUUCUUCAGCAAGCUGGAUAUCUUUUGGCAACAACAUUUGGCGGCAUUCAUUGCAUGGCUUGGUUUUUUGCGUUCCCCACAUACGAGGAACAGGUACUAUGGCGUAUAAGUGCCGUUGCUGCAACUUGCACACCCUGCCUCUGUUUCAGUGCCUAUUUUGACACUGAACUAUUCACCCAUAAUCUACGGCACUCACCCGAUUCAGAAAACUACGUCAUUGAAAGUAUAUAUUUUGUGAUUUGUUUCGCAUUUGCCAUGUUGUACAUCGCAGCUCGUGCCGUCCUCUUGGUACUUAUGUUCACCACUUUGCGUAAUCUUCCUCCUGACGCAUACAAGGAGGUGUCGUGGACUAGUUUAGUGCCGCACUUAUAGUUCUUGAUUGUGGUGCUGGAGAUA
Suillus bovinus is the source of this 1953-nucleotide messenger RNA. RefSeq lists its product as uncharacterized. The transcript is spliced from 4 exons. The coding region runs from base 388 to 1929 and encodes 513 amino acids. NCBI's taxonomy places the organism in Eukaryota, Fungi, Basidiomycota, Agaricomycetes, Boletales, Suillaceae. The record is from RefSeq and is a predicted model, not a curated record.